AGGUGCACAUACACACAUUGCACACUCGCUCACAUGCACGACCGUCGCUAGGUAGGUAUAGCUCCUGGUCUGGGAUCUCCUUUCUUCCUCCCUGUGCUGUGUCCGCAUCUUGUCUCCCACUCUCUUCUCCCAGCUAUAUCUCACUUCUCGCCUCGCUUCCCACAACCUCAAAGAACCUUCUUGCUAGCUAGCCGUUGAGGUAGAAAUAAACACACAGAGAAAGAGAGGUUCACACGGCGAGGCGAGGACGACGUCGUAUAGCUAGCAGGAGAAGGACAUAAUAUGGCAAAGUCGUCAAUGGCGGCGGCGUGCUGCGGCGUGGCGGAGGAGACGGUGACGGCGGAGCAGAAGGCGCCGGGGGCGUGCCCGCGGUGCGGCGGCGCGGUGGUGGCCACGGACGUGGAGAGCGUGCGGCGGGUGCUCUGCUGCCUGCCGCUGUGCGUCAAGAACAAGCGCAGGUUCUCCUGCGCCCGCUGCCGACGAAGCCUCGCCUCGCUCUACACCCACGCCUAGCUAUAGCCUAGCUAGCUCCCGUUACCAUUCUGAGAUUAGCUUGCCCUGCUAAUUAAUUGAGUAUUAGCAACGCAAAUCAGCACUACUAGCUAGAUUAGUGGAGUAUGUAGUAGCAGUAGUAGCAUCGUCUGUUCCCGUUCGUUGAGUUUAUUUCGUCAUGUCUAGCUGUUACUUUUGCUUUAUUGAAUGAACUGUUGAUGUUGCAUUGGGAGGAAUAAUGACGACACUCAUCAGGUUUCAAGCAACUACUCAUUUUUUUCUCUUGGUCUA
Messenger RNA from Zea mays, 783 nucleotides. RefSeq names its product Methionyl-tRNA synthetase. The coding region runs from base 283 to 513 and encodes 76 amino acids. The transcript has a single exon. The record is from RefSeq and is a predicted model, not a curated record. Lineage: Eukaryota; Viridiplantae; Streptophyta; Magnoliopsida; Poales; Poaceae.